Molecule: messenger RNA, 2085 nt
Organism: Cervus elaphus (red deer)
Lineage: Eukaryota; Metazoa; Chordata; Mammalia; Artiodactyla; Cervidae
Gene: FSTL3
Product: follistatin like 3
Exons: 4
Coding region: 106-984 (292 amino acids)
Biological process (GO): negative regulation of activin receptor signaling pathway; multicellular organism development; regulation of BMP signaling pathway
Molecular function (GO): protein binding; activin binding
Source: RefSeq, a predicted model, not a curated record
CGCCGGCCGCGCGCUGGAAGUGGUGCCGCCGCCGCCCUCCCUGCCGCCCGCCCGCCAGCCGCCCGCGCGUCCGACGCGGGGGUCGCCGCCGUGUCUGCGUUCGCCAUGCGUCCCCGGGCGCCGGGGCCACUGUGGCCGCUGCCCUGGGGGGCCCUGGCGUGGGCCGUGGGCUUCGUGGGCUCCGUGGGUUCGGGGGACCCCGCGCCCGGUGGUGUCUGCUGGCUCCAGCAGGGCCGAGAGGCCACCUGCAGCCUGGUGCUGAAGACGGAUGUGAGCCAGGCUGAGUGCUGUGCCUCUGGCAACAUCGACACUGCCUGGUCCAACUUCACCCACCCAGGGAACAAGAUCAGCCUCCUGGGCUUCCUAGGCCUCGUCCACUGCCUCCCCUGCAAAGAUUCGUGCGAGGGCGUGGAGUGCGGCCCCGGCAAGGCCUGCCGCAUGCUGGGGGGCCGUCCGCGCUGCGAGUGCGCGCCCGAUUGCACCGGGCUCCCGGCGCGCCUGCAGGUCUGCGGUUCUGACGGCGCCACCUACCGCGACGAGUGCGAGCUGCGCGCCGCGCGCUGUCGCGGCCACCCGGACCUGCGCGUGAUGUACCGGGGUCGCUGCCGCAAAUCUUGUGCCCACGUGGUUUGCCUGCGGCCACAGUCGUGUGUGGUGGACCAGACUGGCAGCGCGCACUGCGUGGUGUGUCGCGCGGCGCCCUGCCCCGCACCAUCCAGCCCCGGCCAGGAACUCUGUGGCAACAACAACGUCACCUACCUGUCCUCCUGCCAUCUCCGCCAGGCCACCUGCUUCCUGGGCCGCUCCAUCGGCGUGCGCCACCCGGGCAGCUGUGCAGGUGCGGCACGCGGUGGGGAACAGCGGCGGGGUCUAGCCCCCAGCCCCUCUCCGCGCCCGCAUUUCUCUUUUGGUCCCUCCCACUCUACAGGCACCCCCGAGCCGUUAGAUCCUGAGUCCGAGGAGGAGGAGGAGAACUUUGUGUGAGCCUGCGGGACCGGCCUGGGCCUGGAGUUCAAGGCUUCCCCAUUUUAUUUAUUGCCACAGCAGAGUCUAUUUAUGUCCAAUGGACACUCCCCAGAACCUGGACAGGGACCACUGUGGGAGCCCUGGUGCCCCUCGACGAUUUCUUGGAAGGACUGGGGAAAAGAAGCCUGGGAGCGGGCCUGGUGGGUGGGCGCCCAGCCCCCGCAGUCCCCACCCCAGGUACCCUAUUGCCCAGGAGGACCUCAAACUUAUGCUCCCUCGGGGAUCACUCUGUUAAUUGUCGCUGCCACCUAAGAGGUCUGGGGAUUUCCUGCCAGCAAUUAAUGAGGAGGUACCCUGGCCUUCUAGAACAGAGACCAGGGGGUGAAGGGGGUUCACAGCCUGGGUGUGAAUAGAUGAGCUUCAGAACAUGCCCAGACCGCAGACAGAUCAAGGAAGCAACCACUGUCCCCAGGUGACCAAGGGACUUAACUUCCCCCUGCCUCACCCAUUUCCCAGCAUGUCCCUGGGGGAUGGGGGGGUGCCAUCUGUGCCUCCUGACCCAGGCCUUGAGUGUGGAGAGGCAUCUGCUAGAACAAAGCAGGCACCACGUAGGGUGGGAGGGACCCGGUGGGGCCUGCGAGGCCCUGCUCACCCACUGGCCCAGGGUGGGGCAUAUAUGCCAAGACCCACUGUACACCUGGCAUCCUGGAGCCAUGUGUCUGAGGGGCACCCCCGUGCCUGCUACCCCAUCCACAGGUGGCGUUCCCUGUAUCUUGCCCUGGCCAUGCCUCUAGGCCCAGUUCCCAGCUGAACCCUCCUUGCCUGCCAGCUGGGUUUCCUCCUGCCACCUGAACUGUUGCUCUGUGUCACCUCCCCAUGCCCAUCUCUAGACCAGAGGUGCAGACCCAGAGGGGGAGGGGCAUCCAGCGGGGCAGGAGCACAGCUCCCCAAGGCAGUGGUGCUCAUCCAUGUCCUUCCCUGCCUCCAGGAAGUGCCUUACCUGUGACACCCAGAAAAGUGCCCUUUAGUAAUGGGUUCACCUGAGCCCACCAACAGGGCAAUCUCCCCCGCCCUGGUGUCCUGCCUCACCUGCCAAAGAAAUAAACACUGAAAAAGCCA